Messenger RNA from Arxiozyma heterogenica, 3075 nucleotides. It is a transcript of the gene ALK2, whose product is annotated as protein kinase ALK2. The transcript has a single exon. Bases 1 to 3075 code for a protein of 1024 amino acids. The record is from RefSeq and is a predicted model, not a curated record. Gene Ontology annotation, cellular component: cytoplasm; nucleus. Gene Ontology annotation, biological process: mitotic cell cycle; intracellular signal transduction. NCBI's taxonomy places the organism in Eukaryota, Fungi, Ascomycota, Saccharomycetes, Saccharomycetales, Saccharomycetaceae. Gene Ontology annotation, molecular function: histone H3T3 kinase activity.
AUGAAUUCUGAUAGUUCCUCCUUUGAAGACAUCUCUUCAUCAUGUGGUAAAAAAUUUAUUGCUCUGGAAGUCUCUGACCAUUCUGAUUUUGAUGACAGCUAUAACAACAUCAACAACAACACAAAUACCAAUUCAAUAUACAAAUCACAACAAUCUACAAAGACAAUUCUUUCGAAUAGUAAUAAAAAUAUAAAUCAUACCACUUCUAUUUCAACUAUUCCCCAUGAUUCUGAAGAUUUACCCAAAAUUGAUAAAAAUUUACUUAGAAAUGAUAUUCCUCCAUUUGUAUUAUUAAGAAGACCAGCAAGUAGAAACAAAAUUAAAAAUAGAGAUAAAACUAAGAGAUAUUCUAUGUUUAUAUCAACAGAUACCCAUAACAAUCUUUCUACUUCCACUGAUAAUAAUAUUAAUAAUUCUAUCCUCACUUUAAAUAACAAUAUUAUUGCUGGAACUACUUCUACUACCACCACUACUACAACUGCCACAGCAACCACGACCACAACUAGCUCUAGAACUACAAAUGAUACCUCCAAAAGCGAGGAAAAAAGACGUUGGUCAUUUAUAUCAAAUCAUUCCUCUAAUUCCAAGAAAAGGUGGUCUACUUUAUCAUCUUUCACUUUGGAUUCUGCGUCUUCAAAUAACUCACACAAAAAUCAUAGCCAUAACUCCCCAUCUACAUCAAAUAAAAGACAGUCAUCGUAUAGUCUCAACAAAAGAUUCUCUACUGCAAGUAACAUAUCCGUAGCUACCACCACCACAAGUACUAAUAAUACUGAUGUUAUAUCAUUCCAUAAUAAAAAUACAAGUAUUGAUAAUAUCUCUAUUCAUACACAAGAUAAAUCCAUUUCAUCAAUGAAAAGAUCUUCUACUGGUUCUUCUUUAAGACAAUUCUUGAAUAGUUUUGUACCUUCAUCUUCAUCAUCUUCAAAUCAUAACAACAAUACAAUUGAUCCUAAUUAUAAUAAAGAAAAUAAAUUUCCAGAUAAAAAUAACUUUUUUAAGAAUAGAUCACACACGAACACUGCUACUUCUACCUCUACCAUUUCUAAUAAUCCUAUGGAUAACAGAAACCCGUUACAAAGGAUUAAUCUUAAUGAUCAAUAUAGUAACACUGCUAAUAACAAUGGUAUUCCACACAAUAGCUCUUUAAGUAAUCGUCAUUAUAUUAAUUCAUCAUCCACAUAUAACCUGAAUGAUGAUACCAAUAGAUUAAACCAUUCAAUGGAAAAUUUAUCGAUUAAGUCCAAAAGAUCCAGUAUUUCUUCGCUAUCAUCUCAAUCCUCCUUAUCUAAAUGGAAAUUUUGGAAAAAAAAUAGCAACAGCUAUAAUUACUCCACCAAUUAUAAUCAUAAUUAUUCGACCUCUACAUCUUCUCACAAGAGACAAAAUAGUAACUUUGAAACCAAUCAUAGCCUAAAGAAUUCUACUAGUUCUUAUUCACUUAAUAUCUCGUCAUUUUCUACAACAAAUAAUAAUAGCAACAACAACAAUAAUAAUAUAUAUUCGAAUAAAAAUUUACCACACUCUAAUUCUACAAGGACCCUUCACAACUAUUUAAAUGAAAGGCCAUUAUCUAUUUAUUCUCAUGAUACAAACAAAUUAAGAAAUAAAAGUAACUUAUCUGACUUCCAUAAAUCAUUCUAUAAGAAUAGUAAUGGAUCCAUCACAAAUUCAAUACACAAUGUAGCCGAUUUAGAGAACGAACCAUCGAUUUAUUCUAAUAUAGACCAUAAUAAUAGUAAUCAUAAUAUAUCAUCUUUAAAGAAAAAAUCAUCCACUUUGAAUUUAACCAUAUCUGGAUUAAAACAUAGAACUUCACAACAUAGUCUAAAACAUAAAACUUCACAUUCUUCAUUACAAAAAUUCAAAACAAGAAGAAAAUCAACUAAUGAUGACGGUUCAAGUUUUUUGACAUCCACUUCGUCAAUAAAUUCAGGACAUAGUAGUCAUAAUGGUGAUAAUAGUAGUAAUGGUGUUGGUGUUUAUGGUUCUACUAGUAAUCCAAGGAUUUCUUUGCCUAUACCAAAUCAAGUAUCUCGUGAUAAAAUUAGAACGAAAUUAAGAAAUUCUACAUCCUUGUUAUCCUUAAAUUCUAAUGUACCAGUUGAUAAGAGGACAUAUGAUGAGACUAUUUUGAAUCAGUUGUUACAAUUAUGCACUGUGAAAUAUGUCAUUGAUUCAACAGAUUUGGACUCUGAAGGUAAUAAAAAUUUAGAGACUCUAUCAUCAAAUCACUCUGUUCAAUUAUCUAAUAAUGUUUGGAGAUCAAGAUCGACGAUAGACCCAAAUCAAACCAUAAUUUGUAAAAAAUUUGUUUUAUCUAAUGAUGAUGAUGAUAUUAUCUUAAAAGAAUUACAAAUGUUAUCACUUUGUAAAACAACACCUGGUUUACCACAAUUAUUACAAACUUAUAUAGUUGGUAAUGCUCCUUCUCCAGCCCAAACUACCAGUACGACAAAUAUGGAAUUUUCUACUAAUGAAGAUGUUAAGACAUUGUACAUGUUUUUAAAAGAUCAUGGAGAUCCAAUCAUUGAGGUUGCAAUGACAAGUUGGUCACAGUGCUUAAAAAUCUUUUGGCAAUGUGUUAAUAUAUUAUAUGUUGCGGAAACUAAAUUUGAAUUUGAACAUCGUAAUUUAACACUAAACCAUAUUUUAAUAGACAAAAACGGUACUGUAACUCUAUGUGAUCUAUCUAUGAGUAGAGCCAACUAUGGAGACAAUACAGUUUUAUUUACAAGACUAGAUCACCCUAUUUUUUUUAGAAGUGGACAGGAUUUUCUAUUCGAUACAUAUCAUUCAAUGAGAUCGAUAUUUAUUCAACAAGGUGAACAAUGGAGUAAGUUUGAAGCAAGAACAAACAUUUUGUGGUUACGUUAUGUUGCAAAGAGUCUAUUCACAAAGAAUAAAGAUAAUAAAUCAGUGGGCCCUGAGAGAGAACAAUUGGUUAAUAUUAUAUCUUUAUUGGACCAUUAUAGUUCAUUCAAUGGUAAUGGCAAUAAACGUGGGUCCUUUAUUUUUAAUAAAAGAAGAGACUAUGAUAUUAAAUCAUCAGGUGAUCUUUUAAGAUAUAAAUAG